This is a messenger RNA of Chrysoperla carnea, 3675 nucleotides long. It is a transcript of the gene Reps, whose product is annotated as ralBP1-associated Eps domain-containing protein 1. NCBI's taxonomy places the organism in Eukaryota, Metazoa, Arthropoda, Insecta, Neuroptera, Chrysopidae. Gene Ontology annotation, biological process: endosomal transport; endocytosis. The coding region runs from base 92 to 2242 and encodes 716 amino acids. Gene Ontology annotation, cellular component: plasma membrane; cytoplasm. Gene Ontology annotation, molecular function: protein binding; calcium ion binding. The record is from RefSeq and is a predicted model, not a curated record. The transcript is spliced from 3 exons.
UUGAUAUGUCAUUUCUGUUUUUCAUAAAAUUGAGGUUAUUACUUAUUUGAUUAAUCAAAAAAAAAAAGUUAACUCAAACCGGGUUGAAAACAUGGACGAAUUGAAACUGACAGAUACAGAACAGAGAUAUUUUUCCGAUUUAUAUUUGUGUUGCGAUCAUGAAAAUACUGGCAAACUUACAUUUUAUAAGGCUACUGAAUUUUUUCAAAGUAGUAACAUACCUUUAGACGUAUUAACUAAGAUAACGGAAAUUGCAUGCCAAGGUAGUACAUUCUCUUCGUGUGAUAUCAUAAAUCGCAAACAUUUUUUUGCCAUUUUAAAAUUAAUUGCUGCAUAUCAAGCAAAUAUACCAUUACGUCGUGAAUUAUUAAACGUUUGUAUAGAGUUACCAUUACCACGAUUCACAUGGCCAACAACAUCUGUAUCAAAUGAUUCUUCGUCCAUAAUCAAUAAUGCGCAGUCAUCCUUAUAUAAUAAUUUAAAUAAACAAUUAGAAGCGUUUCAUUUGGUUGAAAACGAUACUGAAAUGUUUACAAAAAAUACCGAUUUUACAAGUACCGAUUCCGAAGUGGAAUCACAGACUGAAUUAAAUAAUGGUGACAUUGUUCGUUUACGUGGAACUUCGCCAGGAGCAUCAAGUACCGCAUCAGACAGUCCUACACCGACAAAUAGUAUUCAAGAACGUUCCUGGGGUGUAGCUGGUCGAUGGCAAGGUCCACCUUGCGAAGAACAACGGCAGUUACUUGCCACGGAAGAAGAAUCAUCGGACGGGGAAGUGUCGAAUGAAGUGUGGAGUAUUAACUCGGAACAACGAGAGUAUUAUACGAAACAAUUUAUAUCAUUGCAACCGGAUGUUGAUGGAAUUGUUCCUGGGCAUGUAGCUAGGCCAUUUUUUGAAAAAUCACGUUUACCUGUAUCGGAAUUACGUCGUAUUUGGCAAUUAGCUGAUGUGACUCGCGAUGGUGCUUUGAAUUUAGAUGAAUUUAGUGUGGCAAUGCAUUUAGUUGUGCUUAGGCGGAAUAAUAUUUCUCUACCAGAUGUUCUUCCUGAAGGAUUAAUACCCCAAUCAGUUAGAACUUUGUAUCCACAAGCAUCAUCACCCGUAAUUCAACCCCCACCUACGACAACCCCACCGGAACGGCAAAAAGAUACAGCAGCUAGAGAAUGGACCAAAUUUGUAGAUAGUCCAACUUCAAGUAUAUCAUCUCCUGGACCGAAACCUGUUAAUUUUGAUUUUCAUAAAUCAGCAGUGGAAACCGAUCCAAAAAUAUUACAUCCAGUUGCGUUGAGAGUCACACCUGAAAUAACACCGACAAAUACGACAGACGAACCAGAAAUUCAACCUAGAAAGUCACCACGUGCAUCGUUAACAGACACAACUCAAGCGAAUGAAAUACGACCUAUUCAAAGACCUCAAGCGAAAAUAAAAAAUACACCUGGACCUGGUGCUUUACCACCACCACCUGAUGCGGGACCAAUGAGUCUACCUUUAGGACCACCUAGAAAAGAAGCACCACCUCCGCCGCCACCAAGACCGUUACGAACGCAUACUAGAAGUUCAUCGUUAGAUUUAAAUCGGUUGGGUCGUAUACCGCCUGCAGUUCCACCACGAGCUAGUCCAUCACCUGGGUCUCCAGUAAAACGACUUGUUAAUCAAAGAUCUGAAGGUGAUAUUUUACCAUCAAAUGUUCAAGGGAAUGAUGAUGAAGGUGCUUUUGCUAAUUUUGAUCAUUUUAUUGCAAGCGAAUCUCAGCCACCAGUACCAGAAACCUAUGAAAAUGUUUUACAGUCUUCUGGUAUUUUCCCAGGAGAGCAAUUGGAAGCAGAGCGUAGACGUUUAUUUGCACAAUUUACAAAAGUAUCAACUGACAGUUAUGUAGCUGCUUCAAGUGUAACGACAAGUGGACCUGUAAGUGGUGAUGUAAAUGAUCAGACAUCAACAAAUUCCUCAACCGCUGGAAUUCCUCGAAAACAUGGUGCAUUUGAAGUGUACAGAAAACCACAAACACUAGAUAGUAACACAACGUCCUCAACUUCCACGGUGGCUGCUAGUUUAGGUGUUAAUAAAAAAGAAAUGUUUAGACGUUUACAAGAACAAAAUGCAACACUUUUACGAAUAUGUCAAGAAUUAAGUCAAGAAUUAGCUGAUGUUAAAGAAGAACGUAUUGCGUUAACAAUCCGACUGGAGCAACAACAACAAUUACAACAGCAAGCUUUAAGUGGUACUACCGGUACCGGGUAAUUUAGAUUAUUUUUACAUAUGAAUAUCAAAAAUUAAACCUCAAUCAAAAUUUAAUAACUGAUUUUAAUCGAAAUUAAUAUAUUGACAACAAAAAUGCUCUCGCUUCGAUCAUAUUUUUUCAGCGUUGGUUCGUUUUUUUCUGUUUCAAUAGUUUUAGAUGAUUUUUAUUGCUUGUUCGAAAAAUGCAUUCCUUUAAAUGAGUGUAUUAAAAAGAAUAUAAGAUUUUUUAUUUUGUUACUAUUUACGCUAAACGCCAGUAAAAUUUCUAGAUUAAUCUAGAUAAGUCUCGAGAAAUUUUUAUCCUUAGUUAUUUUGCUACACACUCUUUCCAGAACUAUCACAGAUAAUCGCGGGAAUGUCCAAGCGAUAUUUUAUAAGGGAGUGCCGCAUCGAAAAUCGAUAGUAGUUCAAAAAUUUCGUGUGUGUUUCAGUGAAAGUGUAUUUUAAGAAAUUUGAGAACAAACAAACUUUUAAAGUACGGAAAGUUCUGAGUGAGAGUUCAGACUACGAUUAACGAUUAUCGUCGAAUUCUUUAGGCAAGAAUUGAUUUGUUGUCAGGAAAUAAAACGAAAAAUUUGCAAGAUAGAUGAAGAGUGUAGUUUGUACGUUGUCUCUUUUUUCAUACUAGCAUUAUUUUUAGGCUCAAAGUGAUAUUCUUAGCCUAACCUUAUUAAGAAGAAUUCAAAACUACGCCGGUGUGAGACAUUUUGUAAUGUGGAAAAUAUUUGAAAAGCUUUGUUAAAUGUGAGAUUUAUGAGACAAUUCCCUUUCGUUUAAAAAUUAAAGACUUUCUUCACAAAACACUCGCAAUUGCUCCUUCUAAUAUUAAAAUAAUUGACUCCCUCGCUUACCAAUCAAAUUAUCUUUGGAUACCGAAUUAUUAAAGACAUCACAGUUUUUAAGUGGAGCAUGCACAAAAACUGAUACAGCCAAAGGUGAUGCUUAAUUAACGAUAUCCAGGAAGUCUAGUGCGUGGGAGCCCUAAUGCUCAAUAAUUCGUAAUAAUUUAAAUGCUGGCUUAUACGCUAUGACAGAAUUGCACACUGGAUCUUAGUUUUGAUUAAAAAUUAUAACCAUUACAGUGCUUAAACUUAAAUAAAUAAAUAAAUAAUUUUGGUUAUUUCAGGGGGUAAGAUCGUGUAACUUUUUCUUACCAAGGGGGAAAUUAUAUUAGUUUUACGAUUUUACCCUUUUUCGGUUUUCUUUAUAUACUUUCCCCAAUGCUUCAAAUCCUGAUUUUGAAAAAAUAAAUGUUUAUAAAAUAUUGGGUGUCUCUGAAUAAUUUCUCAAAUAUUUUCUAUCCAAAUAAUUUAUCGCUAGUAUUUAUUAAACCGAGCAAAAUUUAUUUAAACUAUCAGUUAUUCAAAUUCAAAAUUUUAUUCAAAAACAAAUGUUUCGUUAUAUAUCCUACGUAGUGAAAUUCGUUGUAAUAU